AUGGUUCACAUUUGCCGUGACACCUCGCGCCGCGACCUCCGCCACGACCACCCCUUCGCGCCGCGACCUCCGCCACGACCACCCCUUCGCGCCGCGACCUCCGCCACGACCACCCCUUCGCGCCGCGACCUCCGCCACGACCACCCCUUCGCGCCGCGACCUCCGCCACGACCACCCCUUCGCGCCGCGACCUCCGCCACGACCACCCCUUCGCGCCGCGACCUCCGCCACGACCACCCCUUCGCGCCGCGACCUCCGCCACGACCACCCCUUCGCGCCGCGACCUCCGCCACGACCACCCCUUCGCGCCGCGACCUCCGCCACGACCACCCCUUCGCGCCGCGACCUCCGCCACGACCACCCCUUCGCGCCGCGACCCCCGCCACGCCCCCCCCUUCGCGCCGCGACCUCCGCCACGACCACCCCUUCGCGCCGCGACCUCCGCCACGACCACCCCUUCGCGCCGCGACCUCCGCCACGACCACCGCCUCGCGCCUCGACCACCACUCGCGCCACGACCACCGCCUCGCGCCGCGACCUCCGCCACGACCACCGCCUCGCGCCACGACCACCACUCGCGCCACGACCACCGCCUCGCGCCACGACCACCACUCGCGCCACGACCACCGCCUCGCGCCACGACCACCGCCUCGCGCCACGACCACCGCCUCGCGCCAUGACCUCCACCUCGCGCCACGACCACCGCCUCGCGCCACGACCACCACUCGCGCCAUGACCUCCACCUCGCGCCAUGACCUCCACCUCGCACCACGACCACCUCUUCAAACCAUGACCACCACUUCGCGAUGA
This is a messenger RNA of Procambarus clarkii (red swamp crayfish), 810 nucleotides long. The record is from RefSeq and is a predicted model, not a curated record. Lineage: Eukaryota; Metazoa; Arthropoda; Malacostraca; Decapoda; Cambaridae.